Messenger RNA from Fulmarus glacialis (Northern fulmar), 859 nucleotides. It is a transcript of the gene DUSP29, whose product is annotated as dual specificity phosphatase and pro isomerase domain containing 1. The record is from RefSeq and is a predicted model, not a curated record. Gene Ontology annotation, biological process: negative regulation of MAPK cascade; protein dephosphorylation. Gene Ontology annotation, cellular component: cytoplasm. NCBI's taxonomy places the organism in Eukaryota, Metazoa, Chordata, Aves, Procellariiformes, Procellariidae. The transcript is spliced from 4 exons. The coding region runs from base 159 to 812 and encodes 217 amino acids. Gene Ontology annotation, molecular function: protein tyrosine/serine/threonine phosphatase activity; MAP kinase phosphatase activity.
ACUCAAGGUCAGAGUCAGCAAAUCCUCCUCUAAAAAUAGACUCUAGUUGCAAAGUUGGUAAGAUUUCUUUUGUCGUUCUGCUGCACUUCACAGGACCCAGCUACCUAGAGCACCCACCUAAGCUUACAGUUUCUUGCACGUCCUGAGCACACUACUCCAUGAACAAGAUGUCAUCAGCAGGUUUGAAUGCUGGGAAGAAAAAUGCAUACACAGCAAUCAAAGUAGAUCCUGAUGAGGAUUACCGUACCCCAGAUGCAUUUGAAUUGGAGCGACUCUUCUGGAAAGGAUGCCCGAAGUACACUCAUGUCAAUGAAGUCUGGCCCAACCUCUACAUAGGAGAUGAGAAAACUGCAUUAGAUCGCUACAGCCUUGAGAAGGCAGGCUUCACCCACAUCCUCAAUGCGGCCCAUGGUCAGCGGAACGUGGACACAGGACCAGAAUAUUAUCACAACAUGACUGUGGAGUACCAUGGAGUGGAAGCAGAUGAUCUCCCCACUUUCAAGCUCAGCCAGUUCUUUUAUUCAGCUUCUAAAUUCAUUGAUAAUGCGCUUCAGGAUGAAAGAAACAAGGUUCUGGUUCACUGUGCUAUGGGUCGCAGCCGGUCAGCCACAUUGGUCUUGGCUUACCUGAUGAUUUACAAGAACAUGACAGUGGUGGAUGCCAUUGAGCAAGUAUCAAAACACCGAUGCAUCUUGCCAAACCGGGGCUUCUUGAAGCAGCUGAGAGAACUGGACAUAGCGUUGGCACUGCAGAGGAGGAACACCAAAAACAGCCUACCAUCUCAUGAUGACAAGAACAGCACCACCAUCUAGUAUUGUUCCUGGCAGGGUUGUGCUACUGGAAAAGAAACUCCAUAAAA